AUGGCUGACGCAAAUGACGAUGAUAUGACACUGGAUGAUUCUCUGCAAUGGAAAGUCGACGAUGAUGCUUUGAAGCAUUUUUUAGCGGAUAGGGGGUUGAAAAAGACGGGGCGAAAAGACGAACUCGCUGCUCUUGCUUAUGCUGCAUCAGAUUGUGUGCAUUAUUUGGAUAUUGUAUCUGUGAUAUUGCAGAUCCCUGAUGGCUAUGAAGGUUAUCCACUAGAAUUGUUUUCUGUUCCUAAGCAUUAUGAAGAUGACUUGGAGAAGGUGCUCAUACCAGCUGGACUAGUUGCUGAUAGGACAGAGCGGCUGGCACGAGAUAUCUGGCAUGACAUCGGCAAAGGUCCACUGGUGGCGCUCUGUGUUCUUAAGGGUGGUUACAAGUUCUUCGCUGACCUCAUCGACUGCAUUAAAGCGCUCAACAGCUCAGCGGAGACCGGUUCCGUGCCGAUCGCAGUCGACUUCAUCCGACUAAAGAGCUAUCAGGAUAAGCUGGGGAUGGCAGACCAUCAACAAAUGCAGGAUGAUCAAUCAACGGGUCAUAUCGAGGUAAUUGGCGGAGAUCAUCUAAGGAGCCUGAAGGGCCGGCAUGUGCUGGUGGUAGAGGACAUCAUAGACACUGGGCGAACCAUGGAGAAACUACUUGAGCUUCUUAACGAACACAACCCGAAGUCUGUCAGCGUUGCCAGCCUGCUAGUGAAGAGGACACCUCUGAGUAUAGGAUAUAGACCAGACUACAUAGGCUUUGAAGUUCCAAAUGAAUUCCUUGUUGGAUACGCACUUGAUUACAAUGAAUAUUUUCGUGACUGUAAUCACAUUUGCAUCAUCAACCAGAAUGGACUUGAAAAAUACAGUGUCAAGAAUACAGACGGAUAGUAGUUGAGAGAAAAGGUGUUAUAAUUCCUCGUGUGCCAUUCUUAGCUCACUGGCUUCAGCCCGGUUAAAAUCAUUGUAUGCUCUUUAGCUCGUCCAGCUCUUGGGUGCAUGCUUCCUUAUGUGGCAAGCAUGUGGAAGUAUUAUGGAGUACCUUUGCAGUAGAUAUUUAAAAUUUACAACAUCCAUGUUUUUACUAAGCUGUGGUGGAAUUGUGUUGAUACAGCCAUGUAUACACAAACUACCAGUGUUUCUAUUAAUUGCCUCAAACUCUAAACCUAACAAGUGUUUCAUUCACGUAGACCAAGCCGAAGGCACGUGCAGACUUAUAGGGUACAUGACUUUCCAUUUUGUAGUGCGACAGUGAAACCACACCUUUAACCGGGCAGUGUGGUAGAUAUUUAUGCAAUGCCCUUAUGUAAAGGAAUUAUGUAACAGUAGGUAUAGUUGACAUGGUGCCCAUGUAUAAAAAGUUUAUUAAAAACCAUUGUUACCUGCUGUAAAGCAGAUUUUUAUAAUAAUGUUGUCUUAAUUAUAUCACUUGUUGAAGUUUAAGCUAUUUACCCCGACUUCAGACCUCAACACUAAUUUGUUAAUGGCAGCUCCUAUUGUACUGGUUGCAACAAAAGCUGUUAAGUGUAUUGCUGUAUUUAUUGUGUCUGGAAGAUAACCUAUUGCCAGUAUCCCGAUACUUCUGGUCGCAUCACAUUGAAUAUUACUCGCGAUCAACUAACUACCAACGAUUAACUAUCCAUUACGUAAUCCGCAUCAGGAGUGUCAGCAUUUAUUAUUUUCUGUGUCCUCUGAAAGCAUUGUACAGGAUGUGUGAAAUUAAUGUAUUUAAAGCAUGUUAUCUCACCAAGCUGUGCAAUUGAAAUAUUUCAUGUGUUGUAGAAGACACAGCUGUAAAAUGGCAUAUACACCACUGUACACACUAUUGUUACAAUUCUGAUUUCAGUGCACAACAUAUAUUUCAGUAGCUUUUUGUUUACUUGGCCAAUGUAAUAUCUUCUCUCAGUGUCUUGGCGUCCAAGCAAUCUUAAUUUGCUCAUCUGACAUGUAACAAUGUCUGCUAAAUGUAUAGGGUUUGUGUUUGUAACUUCAACUUAUCACGUGUGUGUAUUGAACUAGUGUCUUCUCUUCCAUUUUCAAGGUUAUCUAACCUAUAAGUCUGACAUUUUAUCAUUCACGUGUCAAACGUCAUAACCUAUCUAGGGGCCCGUUAUCAUAAGCUAAAUUAGUAUUGAUAUUAGUACAUAGUAUAGAAUAUAUAGUAUAGUAUUUUUAAUUUUACGUUUUAAUUUUUCAAUUUACGUUAUUGACAAUCAUUGACAGAAGUUACGGGAAUGAAAAAUUCUAGAAAAUUUCCUCAGAAAUUUAUGAAACAACGUUCUAUCAAUUGUCUACAAGAAAAGUCAGUGUUAAGGCUAAUGUGAAGAUGAUUUUGUUUCUGACAACAGUGUUGGAACAACAGUGCCCAUUGUUAUGUCUCCGUCGUAAGAACUAACAUUUAUCGUAUAGAUUUAAUGCUGGUUUAAUAACUCAAACAACAGGUUACAACUUAAACACGGCAUCACAGCCAGCGAGGCUGGAGCUGCCACAAACGUCUACGCGUAGCUCGCGCUGCUAGCAAGUGCCAGCACAAAGAACCGUUACGCACACCUGCUGCGUUGUCGAAUGACCUACCGAUUCGAAGCCAUUUAUGCAGACAGCUUGUGCCGUGAAAACAACUUAAUAACAUGGCGUGAUUUGUAUCACCCAUCAUUACCUACAAUGUGUGUCAGUAAUUGCCAAUGUUCUUGUAAAAUUUACAAUUAUAUAGCGUCCAGGAAUUUUGAUCUUGGUUAUCAUGGUAUCUUUAUUGUCACUAGUGUGUUUUCAUAAUAUAAUGAUAGUCACUACGUUCAAGUAGACUAUCAAUGAUGCCACGUUAAA
Messenger RNA from Priapulus caudatus, 2808 nucleotides. Its product is annotated as hypoxanthine-guanine phosphoribosyltransferase-like. NCBI's taxonomy places the organism in Eukaryota, Metazoa, Priapulida, Priapulimorpha, Priapulimorphida, Priapulidae. Gene Ontology annotation, biological process: purine ribonucleoside salvage; hypoxanthine metabolic process; guanine salvage. Gene Ontology annotation, molecular function: hypoxanthine phosphoribosyltransferase activity; magnesium ion binding. The transcript has 9 exons. The record is from RefSeq and is a predicted model, not a curated record. The coding region runs from base 1 to 876 and encodes 291 amino acids.